AUGUCCCGAUAUCCAGUAGAGCCGGCUGAUGAAUAUGGUGAUCAAGUGACAAGAAUUGUCAAAGAGCCAAUUGAAUUAAGAUCCAUCUGUAGCGUGAUUACAAGAUCAAAGAAGAAAGCAGCGCAUAGUUCACACCAAUUACCAACGAAAUCUUCAUUUCCAUUGAAGACUACAACGGCACGCGGUUCAUCAUUUUACAUGGAACUUCGAUCAAACACAUCGAGACCACCAUCAGACCAACCUUCAUCCAACACCACAGCAACACCAAUGGAUACAACCGUCAAUUCAGUACCAACAGAUGGCCCUUCAACAUUUCCAUUGCCAGUUAAGACAUCACCAUUUCAAAUCAAGAAGAUUAAGGAAGCGCAGACGAAUGAUGGUUAUGUUAGAAACAUAAUUCAAACACUUACAGUAUUGGACAAAUCUCAACAUGAUCUGUUAAUGAAAGAUGGGGUUUUGUACAAGUUAUUGGAUCGUGAUGGCAAAUCGAUUAGUGUCCCAUACAUUCCACAACAAUUAGUGAAGGAGGUAUUGUACUUUUCUCAUGACUUACCGACAUCGGGCCAUUUCGGAAGAGACAAAACAUGGAACCAAUUGAAAAACAAGUGUUACUGGCCGCGAAUGUACAAUGACAUUGAAAAGUAUGUUAGAUCUUGCCAAUUCUGUUCACAGUUUAACAUUAGACGGUCAAAACCAUCAGGAAGACUGGACCCUAUUGAACCUCCAGCUGAGAUAUUUGAUUUAGUGGGAAUCGAUUUUGCUGGACCAUUCCCACCAACAACAGAAGGUAACACACACAUUUUAGUGAUCACGGAUUACUUAUCCAAAUAUGUGUUCGCUAAAGCUCUCCCAGAUUCAACGGCGAAAUCAGCAUCGACGGUCCUUGUGGAACUGUCAUUACAAUUCGGAGUACCGAAUGUGGUUUUAUCAGAUAAUGGCCCAAGUUUUAUCGCUGACUUAUUUCAAGCAGUGGCAACACAACUGGGAUGUAAUCGUAUUCUUUCCACCCCUUAUCAUCCAGCUACCAACGGCCAAGUUGAACGGAUGAACGCAACAAUUAAAGCAACGUUAGCCAAAUUACAAAAGCAGUAUUUUUAUGAUUGGGACCAAUUCUUAUCCGGA
Didymodactylos carnosus is the source of this 1122-nucleotide messenger RNA. NCBI's taxonomy places the organism in Eukaryota, Metazoa, Rotifera, Eurotatoria, Philodinida, Philodinidae. The record is from the annotation of a GenBank genome assembly.